ACUCACCUCCUUAUCGACGUUUUAAAGCAUGAAUCUCACACGCUUUGGUGAGUGCUGCGCCUUCGAGUCUCCCAUCCUAGACCAGGUUUUGCCUCCGAUACUGGUCCUUGAGUUCAUGUUUGGACUGGCGGGUAACGUUGUGGCACUGUGGAUGUUCAUCUUCCACAUGGAUACAUGGAAGCCGAACUCUGUGUACCUGACUCACCUGGCUGUUGCAGACUCCAUCGUGCUGUUCUGCCUCCCUUUCAGAGCAGACUAUUACAGACGGGGGAAAAACUGGCUGUACGGUGACGCCUUUUGUCGAAUUCUGCUCUUUUUGCUUGCUGCAAACCGUGCUGCCGGGAUCUUCUUCCUCACGGCUGUGGCUGUCGACCGGUACUUCAAGAUCGUCCACCCUUUGAAUCGAAUCAACAGGUUGGGUCUUUGUUACGCUCUCUGGGUCUCGCUCUUUCUCUGGUGUCUGAUUUUUCUCGCUACCGGGUAUCUUCUCGCUGAUCAGCACUUUUUCACAAGCAACAACCGUACUCAGUGUGAGAGUUUCAACAUCUGCAUGGGCUUCAGCCCCCUCUCCACCUGGCACAACACUUUCUACAUCGUCCAGUUUUUCCUCCCCACGGCAAUCGUCGCUUUCUGCACCAUCAGAAUCACCUGGCAGCUGAAAAGCAGGACCGUGGACAAAAAUGGGAAAAUCAAACGUGCCGUGCAGUUUGUCUCCGCUGUGGCUCUGAUCUUUAUUACCUGCUUCUUCCCCAGCACCGUUUCACGCAUUGCCGUGUGGAUCCUCAAGGUGUGGUAUCAAGAAUGCAAGUAUUUUGAGACGGCUAACCUGGCGUUCUACACAUCCGUUUGUUUCACGUACUUCAACAGUGUCCUAAACCCGGUGGUGUAUUAUUUCUCGAGCCCGGCAUUCAGCGGCACCUUCCAGAAGCUCCUGAAUAAACUGCUGAGAAGGAGCAAUGAUGAAACUGACACUACUGAGAAUGACAUUUCCACGGUUGAUGGUAGAAGAAUAUAAAACCAGCUACUAUUUCAAGCUGUUACAUGAAUGCAUGAUGCAUUUCAAAGUUCAGGCUACUGAUUAAAAAAAAAUAUCCUGAUUUAUAACUGUAAUAAGAUUUAGUGAAGAGGUUAUGCUGUGACUGUUACAACAAAAUUGAACAGCCUGUAAAAUUAGCAAUUUACUGUUGUGUAAACAGCAGGCUUAACAUAACCCCUCAAGGGUGAAAGCCCAAAUCUAUUCUGUUAGUGAGGAUUAUGACUUUCAUUUAGAUUUUCUAAUAAUGACUUGGUAUAAUAAAAUAUUAACUUGGUAUUGCAAAUUUUAUUUACAAACCUUUCUUAAAUAUUUUGUGGAAGUUACUUAUUUUAGAAAGAUACUUUUUCUGAGAUGCAGAACUGUCAUUAUUCAUAUACCAAAUUAAUAAUUUAUUAUUGGCAAGUCCUAACUUACUGUUAUAUAUAGCUGCAUUAUUGUAGAGAACAAUCUGCAUUCUGAGAUACUAAGGAUAAUACAAUAUUAAUUGUAAGAGAUUGCUCUAUAAAGUCUUUUAUUUGGAACAUGUACCUGCUCAUUACCUAAAAAAAAAAAAAACAUUUUUAGAUUGGAUCCUAUAGAAAUGAUUUGGCAGAUUUUCCCAUCUAUAGUGAAACUGGGCUGCAAUACUUGUAUGUGUGAUUGCGCUGUUAAACAUUGACCCACCACUAAGAUAUUUCAACUUCUUUUUUUUUCUUCCAGUAAAUAAAGAAAUAAGAUAACCUG
This is a messenger RNA of Labrus bergylta (ballan wrasse), 1759 nucleotides long. Its product is annotated as hydroxycarboxylic acid receptor 3-like. The record is from RefSeq and is a predicted model, not a curated record. NCBI's taxonomy places the organism in Eukaryota, Metazoa, Chordata, Actinopteri, Labriformes, Labridae. Gene Ontology annotation, biological process: G protein-coupled receptor signaling pathway. Gene Ontology annotation, molecular function: G protein-coupled receptor activity. Gene Ontology annotation, cellular component: membrane.